CUAAUCCUAUAUAUACUAAAAUGCUAACAGUAGAACUCUUUUAUGCUUCAGCAAAAUUGAGCCCAAAGAUCGAGUCUUUCUUUCUUUCUUUGUUCUCUGGGUCUGCUUCGAGUUCCAGAAUUUUCAUGGCUGACGCAAUGUUGAGUUCCGUUUUAGCUUUACUACUCAUUUCUUCAUGUACCCAUCGUGUUGAGUCCUCUGCAGAAGAGGAAGGGUUCAUCUGGGUGGAGAUAUCCAAUAAGGGUCUUGAUUUUGCCAAGAACAUCUUCAUUAACACUGCGGAAUCUUCUUUAGUUCCACUUGAACUGCCUGAUAUUGAGAAGUCUGUGGAUAUCUCAGUUUUGGGAACAGUUGAUAUGAUUCUUUCUGAUAUUACUAUAAACGCAAUUCAGGUGACUUCCUCAACUGUUAGCACUGCAGAUUCUGGUGUAAUUUUAACUGUUUAUGGCGCCACUGCAAAUUUGAGCAUGAACUGGAAGUAUUCAUAUUCCACAUGGUUGUUGGUUCCAAUUCAAGUAUCCGACAGCGGCCAAGCUUCUGUUCAGGUUAGUGGCAUGGAAAUUGGACUUACUCUCAGUCUUAAGAAUCAACAAGGAUCCCUUUCACUUUCACUUGUGAAAAACAAAUGCUCUGUGAAAGAUAUAUCAAUAAAUUUGGAAGGUGGAGCUUCCUGGCUAUACCAAGGGGUAGUUGAUGCUUUUGAAGGUAAACUAACCUCUGCUGUUGAAGAUGCUAUUUCGAGUAAAAUAAACGAGGAAGUUGCAAAACUCGAUUCAUUGUUGCAGUCCCUUCCCAAGGAAGUUCCAAUCACUAGUAUUGCCACUUUGAAUGUUACUUUUGUUGGUGACCCCGUGAUAAACAAAUCUUCCAUUGCUCUUGCAAUCAAUGGGCUAGUAAGUGCGAGGGAUGAAGAUGAAGAUGAAGAUGAAGAUGAUACUCUUUUCCAGAAUCACCACAGAGCUCUAUAUAAUCUGAUUCCCUCCAAGGGUCCGGACUAUAUGUUUACAAUUUUUCUGCAUGAAAUUGUUAUAAAAUCAGUACUAUCCGUUUAUUACAAAGCCGGUAAGAUGCAUUGGAUUGUUGAUGAAGUACCUGAUCAGUUCCUUUUAAACACUGCUCGGUGGAAGUUCAUCGUCCCAAACCUAUACAAGCAAUACCCGAAUGAUAACAUGAACUUGAAUAUUUCCAUAUCCUCUGUACCAAAUAUCGAAAUAAAAGAACAGCAGAUUGAUGUGACGGUUACUGCAGAUGUGAUUAUUAAUGUUCUGAACGACACUGAAGCUGUUCCCGUUGCCUGCAUUUCAGUGGAGAUCACUGGUUCGGCUUUUCCAGAGAUUUCGAGUAAAGAUGUGACUGGUAGUAUUACAUUACACGAGCUCGCGAUGUCUUUGGUAUGGAGCAAAGUUGGUGAUCUUAACAUUCCUGCAAUCGAGAGUAUAGUGCUUAAUGUACUGAGGACUGGGGUGCUACCAUAUGUGAAUUCUCGACUUGGGCAAGGAUUUUCAGUGCCAGCUUUUUACGGUUAUACACUCCAAAAUACAGAAAUUUUGUGCAGCGAUUCCUGGAUUAUGGUUAGCAGCGACGUGGCACCAACUAACCUUGAUAGCGGAAGCAUAAGAACGACCACCUUCAGCUAAAGUUGUUAUCUUUAUAGUGUUGGUUAAAGAACUAUAGAAGUUUUUUUUACUAUUUAAUCUCUUGUGCAACUAGAUUUAGUGUAAAAACGGUAACAGAAGUACGGGGAGGACUGUGCUUAAAUAGCUUAUAGACUACAUCACCGGAAAUAGUUAUGUCCGUUUCAAAUCACAACAUAAUGACCUAUUAAACUUACAUCAUUUAAUAGUGUCAUAAUAGAAGAUUUUAGAUUCUCCCACUUGGUGCGAGUAUUAACUCAAAGAAACAGAAAACAUGGAUCAUAGAGAUAGUU
Molecule: messenger RNA, 1927 nt
Organism: Ipomoea nil (Japanese morning glory)
Lineage: Eukaryota; Viridiplantae; Streptophyta; Magnoliopsida; Solanales; Convolvulaceae
Product: putative BPI/LBP family protein At1g04970
Exons: 6
Coding region: 21-1637 (538 amino acids)
Molecular function (GO): lipid binding
Source: RefSeq, a predicted model, not a curated record